Molecule: messenger RNA, 318 nt
Organism: Drosophila melanogaster (fruit fly)
Lineage: Eukaryota; Metazoa; Arthropoda; Insecta; Diptera; Drosophilidae
Exons: 2
Coding region: 26-280 (84 amino acids)
Molecular function (GO): serine-type endopeptidase inhibitor activity
Source: RefSeq, marked reviewed
AGCUUAGCUAUAGCCCAUUCCAAGAAUGAAAAUCUAUCUUUUUAUCCUCUCACUCGCAUUGCGUCUUCUGAAUGUCUUGGCCCUUAAGGAUCCCAUUUGCGGUCUGAAGCCUAGGGUUAAUAGAUGCAUAUCGGCAAAAGAAUCUCUAGUAUUGUAUGGUUAUAGUGAAUCACGAAAUAUUUGUUACAAAAUCAAAAAUCCCUGUCAAACCUUAGUCAGAAGAUUUGCAACAAAAGAGAUCUGCCAGAAGUUGUGCCAGGAGGAGCUGGCAGAAGUAUGAACAUAUUUUGUUAGUAACAUAAUCACAUGAACUGUAAU